Molecule: messenger RNA, 4289 nt
Organism: Penicillium brasilianum
Lineage: Eukaryota; Fungi; Ascomycota; Eurotiomycetes; Eurotiales; Aspergillaceae
Source: the annotation of a GenBank genome assembly
CCUCCCCCCAAGGGUGUUCUUUGACAUCACCACAUCGAUCUCUCUUCCAACAACACCCUCUCCUUCUUAUUCAAGCUUCAUUUCGCUUUUGCCUUGAUUUCUCUGGCAUAUGCGACCUUGAUUUUGCGCUCCAUACCGAACUCCUCUCUCGCGCCCGGUCUCUCACUGUUGCCAGCAAGCUUUGCUUGCACGAGGCUAUCAAGAUGGCCGAGAAGAUUGCGAUUGACAAGAACACCUUCUUCAACCAUCUGUCGAACUUCUAUGCAUCAUGGAAGGCUGACAAGCGCUCGGGAAAUACCCUCUUUGGUGGCGCCGGAUCGAUCGUGAUCCUCAUGGGCAAGACCAAGAGCGAUGAGAGCUCCUUCCAAAAGAACAAUGCUAUGCACUUCUGGCUCCUUGGCUACGAGUUUCCUGCUACCCUCUUCGUCCUGACAACCGAGGCGAUUUAUGUGGUUACAACGGCUAAGAAAGCUGAGCUCCUCGAGCCACUGAAAGGUGGAAAGAUCCCGGUCGAGCUUCUCGUGACCACCAAGGAGCCGGAAUCGAAGACAAAGGCAUUCGAAAAGUGUCUCGAAGUUAUCAAGGGCGCUGGAAAGAAAGUCGGCACCCUACCUAAAGAUACAACGACCGGUCCCUUCGCCGACGAUUGGAAGCGCGCAUUCUCAGAGGUGUCCAAGGAAGUUGAGGAAGUGGACAUCACACCGGCGCUCUCUAGCGCCUUUGCGAUCAAGGAUCCAGAAGAGCUGGUUUCUAUUCGGAAUGCGUCCAGAGCCUGCAGUGGCUUGAUGUCGUCGUACUUCGUGGAAGAGAUGUCACGUCUUCUCGACGAAGAAAAGCAAAUCACUCACAAGGCUCUCGCGGCCAAGGUGGACGCCAAAAUCGACGACUCCAAAUUCUUCAACAAGCUGGCACGGCUGCCGUCAGAAUUCGAUGCCGAGCAGAUCGAUUGGGCUUAUGGACCGGUGGUGCAGAGUGGAGGAGCCUAUGAUCUGAAAUUGACGGCGACCUCCGACGGCAACAACCUGAAGCCGGGCAUCAUCCUGUCUAGCUUUGGAAUCCGCUACAAAACCUACAACUCACUCAUCGGCCGUACCUACCUGGUGGAUCCCAGCAAGUCUCAGGAAGCUAACUAUGCGUUCCUGCUCAACCUUCACGAUGCAGUGAUGAAAGAGAUUCGCGAUGGUGUGGUGGCUAAGGACCUCUACAACAAAGCACUCAGUCUCGUCCGCUCGAAGAAGCCCGAGCUUGAGAACCACCUGACUAAGAACAUCGGUGCCGGUAUCGGUAUUGAGCUCCGCGAUGCGAACAUGAUCCUUAAUGCCAAGAACAACCGAGUUUUGAAGAAUGGCAUGACUCUGGCAAUUACCAUCGGUCUGACAGAUGUCAAGGAUACUGACUCCAAGUCGAAGGGAAGUGACGUUUAUUCCAUGGUGAUCACAGACACCGUUCGCGUUGGAGAAAGUGGGCCUCACAUUUUCACCAAAGAUGCCGGGAUCGACAUGGACUCCGUCUCUUUCUACUUUGGAGAUGAAGAAGAGCCCGAAAAGCCCGUGAAGGAGAAGAAGGAAUCGAAGUCAAGUGCUAUUGCAAGCCGAAAUGUCACGCGAACUAAACUGCGUGCCGAGCGGCCAACCCAGAUCAACGAGGGUGCCGAAGCCCGCCGUCGUGAGCACCAGAAAGAGCUUGCUGGAAAGAAGACAAAGGAGGGUUUGGACAGGUUUGCAGGCACCACAGGAGAUGACAACGGUGUCGCCCAAAAGAAGUUCAAGCGGUUCGAGUCCUACAAGCGCGAUAACCAGCUUCCACCCAAGGUCAAGGACUUGACCAUCUACGUUGAUCACAAGGCCGCGACGGUUAUUGUUCCCAUCAUGGGUCGGCCAGUACCUUUCCACAUCAACACCAUCAAGAAUGCAAGCAAAAGCGACGAGGGCGAGUAUGCGUAUUUGCGCAUCAACUUCCUCUCUCCUGGCCAGGGAGUGGGCCGGAAGGACGAUCAGCCAUUCGAAGACCCAUCUGCUCACUUUGUCCGCAACUUGACCCUGCGCUCUAAGAACAAUGAUAGACUGGCACAGGUGGCACAGGAUAUCACUGAGCUUCGCAAGACUGCUUUGAGACGGGAGCAAGAAAAGAAGGAAUUGGAGGACGUUGUUGAACAGGACAAGCUCGUUGAAAUCAGAAACCGACGCCCUGUGAAGUUGCCCGACGUGUACCUGCGACCUCCUCUUGAUGGAAAGCGUGUGCCUGGUGAAGUGGAGAUCCACCAGAAUGGUCUUCGCUACCUAUCGCCUUUCCGCAGCGAGCAUGUCGACGUGCUUUUCAGCAACGUCAAGCACCUGUUCUUCCAACCCUGCGCACAUGAGUUAAUCGUUCUCAUUCACGUGCACCUCAAAACGCCGAUCAUGAUUGGAAAGAGGAAGACUCGUGAUGUCCAGUUCUACCGCGAGGCCACCGAAAUGCAGUUCGAUGAAACUGGCAACCGCCGCCGGAAGCACCGUUAUGGUGAUGAAGAGGAGUUCGAGGCUGAGCAGGAAGAACGGCGACGCCGAGCUGCCCUCGACCGUGAGUUCAAGGCAUUUGCCGAAAAGAUUGCAGAUGCUGGAAAGGACGAAGGUGUCGAUGUCGAUAUUCCCUUCCGAGAGAUUGGAUUCACUGGUGUUCCCAACCGUUCCAAUGUCUUGAUCCAGCCCACUACCGAUGCUCUUGUACAACUUACUGAGCCUCCAUUCAUGGUCAUUACGCUCAAUGAGAUUGAGAUCGCGCACUUGGAGAGAGUACAGUUUGGUCUCAAAAACUUCGAUCUUGUCUUUGUGUUCAAAGACUUCCAUCGGGCUCCUGUCCAUGUCAAUACCAUCCCCGUUGAGGCGCUGGAGGGCGUCAAGGAUUGGCUUGACUCCGUUGACAUUGCAUUCACUGAGGGUCCCCUGAAUCUGAACUGGACCACCAUCAUGAAGACGGUCGUGAGUGAUCCGUACGGCUUCUUCACCGACGGUGGUUGGUCUUUCCUGGCUGCCGAGUCGGACUCGGAGGGCUCUGAUGAGGAGGAAGAGUCGGCGUUCGAGCUCUCCGACUCGGAGUUGGCCGCUGAUGAAAGCUCCGAGGAGGACAGUGAGUACGACGAAGACGCUAGUGCUGACGGGAGCGAGGAGGACUUCAGUGGCGACGAGGAGAGUGGUGAGGAUUGGGAUGAGUUGGAGAAGAAAGCAAAGCGCCAGGACAAGGAGGCUCGAAUGGACGAGGAUGACCGUGGUACCAAGCGCAAGCGCUAAAAUUGAUUACUCGAUGUGACGGUGGUGAGCGGUUUUUCAUUUCUAAAAUCCAUUUCCAUGUAUCCUGGAUUUUUUGUACUUUGUUCCCUCAGGCCUCAAAUAAGCCUAUUCUUUAUUAUUUUUAGUGUCCUUUGAACAGCAUUCGUAGGAUUAGGACUAAUUGCAAGGAGUGCAGUUACCAUUCACAAAAUCAAGCCCGGAUUUGUAGUUGUAUCUAAAGAAAUUAAAUAACUAUUCAACCUUGACACAUUCUAUCUGUUGACUCAUGAUUGAAUCGUAACUUAUCACCUUUCGACGAGUUACUCCAAUUGCCAGGGGGGACUGUCGCCCGCUAUCCAGGGUAGGGUAUCACGUGUGAUCAGGACACAAGUCUAAUAUAGGGCCUUCUAGAUGAACGACGAAAUCAAACGAGACGAAUUCAAUUAGCUAUUUUCCCGCACGCAUCGUUGCCCACAUAUUUCGCAUACGGUCGUUUUGACCAGGCGUAAAACUUUCGUAGCAGACGUCAGAUGAGUAGUCCAUAAAAUCAUGGAUGGGGUCCAGCCCCGGCGAAUCCGGACACGAGUCCCUUCGAGCAGGGCAUCCAGCUGUUGGGGAGGACUGCAGGGGCGUAUCGGCGAUGUAAUCCCCUGGAUUAUCCUUGGAGCACGACUCUCCUUGGAAAGUAUGCAAAAGGCCAUUCCAGUGUCCGAUCUCAUGAAUCGCGGUUCCUCCUCGGUUAUAUUGGUCCAGUGAGCCUCCAGACAUCGCGCUGGCGAGAACGUUGCAACCAUCCUUGACGUAGUCGGCACGGGGACUGCUGGCGUUCACGCUUGGAUCGGGGAGGGUGCAAAAGCCCAGCACGCUGGUCGAGAGAUCACUCGAAUGAGCGGCACCACGGUGACUUGCACGUCCAGCUUGGUCAGGGGCGGCCUGAAGGUUGGUUUGGAAGUAAACGUUUAAAGUCCUGUAGGUCCCUUUCCGAAGUGUCGACUUCAUGCCCAGGUCAUCUCCAUUACGAGCCCAAACAUCAUUCACAUGGCG